AUGUGCCUCGAUCAUGAAAGGUCUUCACUGCUACAGUUCAAGGAAAGGUUUACCAUUCAGAGAUUUGCUUCUCUUGAUGGUAAUGCUUAUCCAAAACUGAAUUCCUGGACAGCCAAAGACUGUUGCUUUUGGGAUGGUGUUGAGUGUGAUGAGCACACAGGCCAUGUCAUCAGCCUUGAUCUCAGGAGCAGCUUUCUCUAUGGCUCUCUUGACUAUAAUAGUAGCCUUUUCAACCUCGUUCACCUCCAGAUCCUUAAUCUCGCCGACAACCAUUUCAAUUAUUCGGCCAUACCUACUGCUAUCAAGCAGCUUUCUAUGCUCACUCUUCUCAACCUAGCUUCUUCUGUCUUCUCUGGCCACAUUCCAUCAGAAGUUUCAGAAUUAUCCAAGUUAUCCACUCUUGAUUUGUCCUACAACGUUCAUCGUGAUAAUUCUCGAGAAAAACUACUGAAACUCGAGCAAGGUGGUUUCGAGAGCCUUAUUUCAAACAUGACAAGCCUCAAAAUGCUUCAUCUGAGUUAUGUUGACAUAUCAUCAUCUGUGCCAGAUUCUUUGGCAAACUUUUCUUCCUUGGAGUCUCUGCUUCUAGAGCGCUGCGGAUUGAGAGGUGAUUUCCCUAUUCGUAUCUUUCAACUACCUCAUUUGCAACAUCUAAUUUUGGGACACAAUGAACAACUUACUGGAAACAUACCUUCAUCCAUUGAAAAACUUUCUUCUCUGAAUGCGUUGGAUGUUUCUGCUUGUAACUUUUCAGGAAUGAUUCCAACUUCCAUAGGUAAGCUGACCCAACUUACUUAUUUAGAUUUUACUGAAAAUUACUUGGUUGGAAAAAUCCCUUCUUCUUUAGGGAACCUAACCCAACUUACUUAUUUAGAUCUUUCUGAAAAUAACUUGGUUGGAAAAAUCCCUUCUUCUUUAGGGAACCUAACCCAACUCAUCCAGCUUUGGCUUUCCAACAAUCGCCUUAGCGGUCCAGUUCCCUUAUCAUUCUCUAAGCUCACAAGUCUUCUAGUCCUUACACUAAAGAAUAACAAUUUGACUGGAACUGUCAACUUUGACAUGUUUUUUGGCCUAAAAGCUCUUCGAGAACUUGAUUUAUCUGACAACAAACUAUCAGUGGUCAUCAAACACAGUAUAAAUGAUACAGUUCCACAAUUUAGGUAUCUAUCUCUGUCCAAUUGUAAUUUAAGAAAAUUCCCUGACUUCCUCCAGUAUCAAGAAAGAAUUGUUUUCUUGGAUCUUGUAGGUAACUAUAUCAGUGGUCAAAUACCAGAGUGGUUGUUUGACAAAAGCAAAGAAACACUUUACUUGUUACACCUUUCUGAGAACAACUUGUCAGGGAAAAUUCCACAUACAAUUUGCAAUCUUAGCUCCAUUGCAGACCUUAGGAUGUCCUAUAACAACUUAGAAGGAAACCUUCCCCAAUGUUUUGGUAACAUGAAAUCACUGUCUGUACUCACUCUAAAAAACAACUCCUUUUCUGGAAACCUGCCAAUAUUUUCAAAGGGAAACAAAUUGAAGCUUAUCGAUUUCAGUGAAAACCAAUUACAAGGGAAACUCCCACCAUCACUCACAAAUUGUAGAGAUCUUGGAUACCUUAACUUGGAAUAUAAUCAGCUCAAUGAUGUUUUUCCUUUUUGGUUGGGAAGUCUUCCAGAGUUGGAAGUUCUUAUGUUGAGGUCCAAUAGAUUCCAUGGAGUUAUUGGGGAGCCUAUACCAGACUAUGAAUUUCCCAAGUUGAGUAUUAUUGACAUGUCCUUCAAUAACUUUUCUGGAAAGUUACCAUCAAAAUACAUCCAAAGUUGGAAAGCAAUGAGAAAUUCCAUAUCAAGGAAUUUAACAUACAUGAAGACAAAAACCAUUUCAGUAAAUGGCUUUGUUGAUUUCAGAGUUACAACCAAGAUCAAAGGUGUGAACUUAUUCUAUGAGAAGAUCCCAGAUAUCAUUGCAAUCAUAAACCUCUCUGACAACAAAUUUGAUGGAGAAAUUCCUGAAGACAUUGGAGAUGUUGAGGCUCUCUUUGCUCUUGACUUGGCCAAUAAUAAUCUCAACGGUGGCAUACCAGCAUCAUUGGGGAAUCUGAGAAACCUUGAAUCCUUAGAUCUUUCUCAAAAUGAUCUGUCAGGAGAGAUCCCUCUGGAAUUGGCCAAACUCACUUUCUUGCAAUAUUUCAAUGUGUCUUACAACCACCUCACGGGGCCUAUACCACAAACAAACCAACUGAGCAGAUUUGAGAGCAGUAGUUAUGAGAACAACUUGGGAUUGUGUGGAAUUCCAUUGCCAAACAAGUGUGGAAACUCUGAAGCCUUUGAACCACCCCAUUCUUCAUUCGAAGAAGAGUCGAGUAGUUCAUCAUUUUUUCAAUUUGGUUGGAAAGUUGUGGUCGUAGGUUACGGGUUCGGCUUCGCAGUCGGAUUGUUCAUCGGAUAUAGAAUAGUAUGGUUGCCAUGA
This is a messenger RNA of Humulus lupulus (European hop), 2451 nucleotides long. Its product is annotated as receptor-like protein 7. The coding region runs from base 1 to 2451 and encodes 816 amino acids. The transcript has a single exon. NCBI's taxonomy places the organism in Eukaryota, Viridiplantae, Streptophyta, Magnoliopsida, Rosales, Cannabaceae. The record is from RefSeq and is a predicted model, not a curated record. Gene Ontology annotation, molecular function: protein binding.